This is a messenger RNA of Geodia barretti, 543 nucleotides long. NCBI's taxonomy places the organism in Eukaryota, Metazoa, Porifera, Demospongiae, Tetractinellida, Geodiidae. The record is from the annotation of a GenBank genome assembly.
GCUUCCGGUCAUGCGAUAUCUCCCGGUGGCGUCAUAGCUAAGUGUUUAGCUUCUCUGACAGUUGGAAACUGACCCUUUGAGGGCAAGGAGAGGUCCUUCAAAGGUUCACCGUGAUGGUAAUCUUUCUUAUCUUCUAUAGCGCAGUCUUACUGACAGUAUGGGGACAACCAACUUUAUAUCCUCUGUCUAUCCACGCCUGUCCAAAUGAGACUGUGACAUACUAUUGUCAUGGAAGUCAGAUUAGUGUAAUUGCGUGGAAAGUACCACCUUACAUUCCCUUGGCAGACCCAAUUCAGUAUGCUGCAGAAUUGCUCGUUGCUAUACACAUGAAUCGUGAGGAUAAAUUCUUUGCUACCCUAACCAAUGUCACGAGGUUGAAUGGGAGUGUGGCAGACAUGACUACUAGUCUAAUGAUAAUAGCGUAUGGGAUACAGAAUAAGACAAACAUCUCCUGUCAAGUGAUAACAAGAGACUUACAGUAACCUCAGUCAUCAUCAACAUUGUAUUUAACAGGUUUGCCACUUAAAGAUUUAUUGAAAUACA